Dreissena polymorpha is the source of this 2041-nucleotide messenger RNA. RefSeq lists its product as uncharacterized. The transcript has 3 exons. NCBI's taxonomy places the organism in Eukaryota, Metazoa, Mollusca, Bivalvia, Myida, Dreissenidae. The record is from RefSeq and is a predicted model, not a curated record. Gene Ontology annotation, molecular function: protein binding; zinc ion binding. The coding region runs from base 146 to 1804 and encodes 552 amino acids.
UUGGGCGCUGUUCAGUUAGAAAUUUCAUAUCACUUGUCUAUGUUUAAUAACAUUGUGUGGGUGUGUGUAAAACAUAUGCUUGGACAUAACUAUUUCAAGUUAUUUCAGAUUGUAAAAUCUUGUUUGUUGAAAGUGAAUUAACAAAAUGGCGACAUCUGGAAUUUCUAGAAAUUCUGAUGUGGUUAUGUAUUAUUGUUGUACAAUCUGCAAAACAGAGCGGUCUGUAGAAAUAGAUGCAGAUUUUUACUGUAAAAAAUGUCUUAAAUACUUCUGCAGAACAUGUAUAAACUCCCACAGACAGCAUGGUAGGUGGUUUUAUAAAAAAACACCUUAUGGAAAGGAUAAAAUAAGGAAGUGGCCACUUUCUAAGAAGAUGGAGACUUCUCUUUUAAUAUGCAUCAUACACAAGCGUGAAAAGUUAACAAUGUUCUGCCCGGACCACAAUCAUCUGUGCUGCUCUAAAUGUGUUGAGCUUAAUCACAGACUAUGCGUACAAGUAACUCCAUUACCUCAGGCUGCCGGAGGGAAGUCAACCAACUUCAAGAACCUGUCUGUCAGCACAGAAAAUACUCUUUCACAACUGAAACAAUGUCAGACGUGUCAGGAGGACAGAAUCAAGUCUCUUAAGGUUUCAUACAAAGAACAUGAGAGGCUUAUUGUGGAUGGUUUGCGUGUGAAUAUAGUAUCAUAUUUACGCGAAUGUGAAACCAGCACAGUUAAUACAACACAUAAACAUAUGCAAUACCCAAUCAGUGAAAUGCGUGAGGAAAUCAAAUAUUUAUUAGCAGAUUUUGAGAAAAGCACUAUUAAGGAGAAGAAAGAAGAGCUAAACCUGAAACAAGCUCCUCUCAAGGUUGUGAGAAACAGCUGCAUUAGACUUCACUAUGAAUUGUUCCAUCUCCAUGUAGCCAUACCGAAAGUACUGGGUAAAGAACUCUCUUUUAUUGCCAGUAAAAAAUGUCUGGAAAAUAUACAACAGUCUAAUAUAUUCAUAAAAGAGAACUUUCCAAACCAUGUUUUCACUGUGAAUGGGAAGUCUGUGCACAAUGUAAAAAUGCCAAGUGAAUCAGGCACAUGUCAUAUCACAGCAGUAUGUGCUCUCCCAAAUGGACAGGUCCUGGUUGCAGACUACAUAAAUAAGAGAGUAAAGCUUCUGAACCAGCAGUACCGUGUGGUGAGCCACUUGGAUGUAAGGGAUGGAUUCAUAGAGGACAUGUGUCUUAUCACACCCACUGAGUUUGCAGUGGCUAUGUCGAAUAAAGAGGUCCAGUUUAUCACAGUAAGCCAGAGCCAGCUUGCCAAAGGCAGGAAGCUUAAGUUACAACAUUAUUGUGCAGGUAUUGCCCACAACCAGAGUGACCUAUAUAUCUGCUCUGGUACUGCUCUGUACAAGUUCACAUUGAGUGGCGAACUGGUCUGCAGACUUUAUGAAGAUUCAUCAGCUGAUGUUACAGUAUUCAAGUGUGCUGUGAGUCCCACAGGAGACAGGCUGUACAUCACCAGCUACUGGCAGGACGAGCUUCUCACCCUGGCCAGGGAUGGCACACUCCUGGCUACAUACACAGACCCAGCACUAUGGCGCCCAGUGGGUCUACAUGUGACCCCUGCAGGCCAGGUGCUGGUCUGUGGUAGCCGGUCCGACACUGUACUACAGGUGGGCUGGGAGGGGCAGAGUAAGCUGGCUACUCUUGCUACUCAGAAGGAUGGAGUGAAGUUCCCAUGGUCAGUCUGCUACAGCAGCAUAACAUCAUCCAUCAUUGUGGGACAGCUGGGGGACAACAUCCUGGUGUUCAGAGUGGAAUAGUGUGUACAUGUAUGUAUUAGUUGUUGUUAUUAGUGAUUAGUAUUUCAAUGACAAUGUGUUGUUUAGCAUACGAACAUAGUAGUGUGUGAUGUUACAAUACAACAUUGUUUGUGUAGUUAAAGAUACAAAUAAUUUAUGUGCACAUAUUGUUAUCUGAUUAUACAAUGUGAGGGUUUUUGUUGGAACAUAAGAUGUAAUGCAUAUUAUGUUAUGUUGUCAUAACAUUUGUGUCAUAAU